AUGGUCAGCCAAUCCAGCCUGCCCACAAGUCCCAAUGAUGCCAGAUCCAGUCUCGCAAAGAGCCCUACCGACAGACCGCCUAACGCUAGAGCUACUGCAACCGGAUACAUGGGAUAUACGAGCUAUUCCACUGUGAUCGAGGAGACUUUGUCCAUACUCAGCAGUGAACGACAGGACAACACCCCCUGCGGCUCCAUGGGCAAGGAUCCGAUCCGAAUAUCCCCGAAAACCCUCCAGCUUGCAGUCACAAUUCUACACCACGUACCUUACACUGAUGAAGGAGUUGCAAUUUACCGAAAGGAUAUGAACCACUAUCAUGCCAUUAUCAAGAUGAUCGCAGAGCGAGUUUUGCACUCUCUCUACGAAGCUUUUGGGCAAUAUCUAGGGAGAGACCGAAGUGCGGCGAAAUAUGAAGCGUUGGCUCGCAAGAUUUGUUACAAUUCAUCUCAGCCGGUCUUGAAUUUGACCGACACUGAUGCAUGGUUGGACCAGUUUUGUGGCCCCAAUCUUAGAUGGGAGUCCUUAGGUCUGCUUUUCAACUACUGGGACCUUGAAAAGAGUGCCAUGGUACCUACAGAUCCGCUCCUGCGAAAAUCUUACUGCAUUCCGACCAUGCAGGAAUGUCUCAUGCUCUGUGUGGAGCUUAGUCAGGAGUUUUCGGGCGGCAACCUCUUCUUGGUGUUCCUGAAGUAUAGAAGAGCGGUUUUGGAAUCAAUGCUAACUGGCGAUGCUGGCCGCCAAACUUGGCGAUAUCAUGCAGAUACUAUAUCCAGCUUAACCUUCCUCGGAAUGCACGCCGAGGCCACGGAUAGCGAUUCAUAUAAACCGACCCUGUAUUCUGAGCUUAGUCGGAGGAUUUUCGCGAUGGGCUUCAUCAUAGAUAAGGUUACCGUUGCAUUCACUGGGCGGCCGCCGCUCAUUUCACAGAUGUUUGUCACGACACCAAUGCCGCUGGACCUGAAAGAUGAUUACUUCUUUCUCGAUCACGAAUCCCGCCUUGAGAAAAUGCGCACAACAUUGGACGAAAAAGGAUGGAACACAGAAGGAGGGUUUUACUCUUCUACAUAUAUUCGAGCCCGCCUCAUGCUAGCGAAGAUCACGGAGCAGAUAGCCGUGAUAGCCCUCGGAACCGGAUCGCAUACCACUAGAGAUGACCUCCAAUCGUUGAAGGAAAAGCACGCGGCUACUGUUUCCGAGUUCCCGCCUGUUCUACUGUGGCACCAAGAUCAUCUCACGGAUUAUAACAUAGAGACCAACGACCUCUUCACGAGACUUUUGUUAAGAUUAGAAAUUAUCUUGAACAAUUUCUUCCUUGAGCGGCUAUUUCUGCGAAUGGGACAAACAGAUGGAGGAGCCCUCCUGGCAGCGAGUUUCGAACUCGUUUCCUUGGUAUUAAACCUCUGGACUCACAUGGACAGAUUUGAAGCUAUGAGGCAGGAUUUCGAGUGGUUGCUGGUAGGCUACGGAGCCCCGGGAGGCGGCAUCCUCUGCAAAUGCCUGCUCAAAUCGCGGUCUGGCAUGCUGGACCCAAGUCAGCCUCACAUUACGCGCUCUGCCGUAAUACAGAAGCUCUCAAUAUUUGCGGGAUUCUUGAACUGGGUGCGGCCCACGGCGCCCAAUGCGGAACUUUGCGGGGAGAUCGGGUCCGUCGUCCAACAGGUGCUUGACCAGGCGCUCAAUACUGUGCCAAAUGACACGACUAUUCUGGAGGGGAUGGACUGGGACUUUGGAGGCCAGGUUGACUUCAGUUUCGAUCUGAUGGACACCUUUGAUUGGCUAAGAACGGAUUUCUCAAGUUGA
Messenger RNA from Neoarthrinium moseri, 1800 nucleotides. RefSeq lists its product as uncharacterized. Lineage: Eukaryota; Fungi; Ascomycota; Sordariomycetes; Amphisphaeriales; Apiosporaceae. The transcript has 5 exons. Gene Ontology annotation, biological process: DNA-templated transcription. Gene Ontology annotation, molecular function: DNA binding; zinc ion binding. The record is from RefSeq and is a predicted model, not a curated record. The coding region runs from base 1 to 1800 and encodes 599 amino acids.